AUGUCGGAAUUCAGCAUCACCGAGACCUAUUUGAAGUUCUUGAAGGAAGAUCCAGAUAUGACUAUGCCGAUUGCUGCUAUAGAGUCAUUAGUCACAUUACUGCGAGUCAAGAAUCCCGAGACAGCAGCAGAAAUGAUCAACACAAUCAAGUCCGCAGCAAACGAGCUGACACAAUCUAUUCCAAAUUCCAUCUCUUUGAAAGCUGGAUGUGAUAUCUUUAUGCGUUUUGUGCUAAGAAAUACACAUCUAUAUGGUGAUUGGGAAAAUUGUAAAGAACAUUUGAUCGAGAAUGGUCAGCUGUUUGUUUCCAGGGCAAAGCUUACCAGAGAUAAAGUUGCACAGAUAGGUGUCGAUUUCAUAUCUGAUGAUGACAUUAUCUUAGUACAUGGAUUCUCAAGAGCAGUUUACUCGCUAUUGAAGCAUGCAGCUGAAAAAUUCAUUAGAUUCAGAUGUGUGGUGACAGAAUGUAGGCCUACAUCUCAAGGUGAACAAUUAUACUCGUUACUGCAAGAAAAGGGGAUUCCAGUCAUUAUGGUCGUCGAUGGGGCAGUCGGGGCUGUCAUUGACCAAGUAGACAAGGUCUUCGUCGGUGCUGAAGGCGUAGCCGAGUCCGGUGGUAUAAUCAACGUUGUUGGUACUUACUCUGUUGGUGUGCUGGCCCAAAAUGCAAGAAAGCCAUUUUACGUGGUGACAGAGUGCCACAAGUUUGUGCGUAUGUUCCCAUUAUCACCCGAUGACUUGUCUAUGCAAGGAAAAUCGCUGGAUUUCACUAGGAAGAGUGAUGAAGAGGACCAGCAAGAAAUUCUGCGUGGACCUAGACUGGACUACACGGCCCAAGAAUAUAUAACAGCCUUGAUAACAGAUCUUGGAGUACUUACGCCCAGUGCCGUCUCGGAGGAAUUGAUUAAGAUGUGGUACGACUGA
This is a messenger RNA of Torulaspora delbrueckii, 924 nucleotides long. It is a transcript of the gene GCN3, whose product is annotated as translation initiation factor eIF2B subunit alpha. Gene Ontology annotation, cellular component: eukaryotic translation initiation factor 2B complex. Gene Ontology annotation, molecular function: translation initiation factor activity; guanyl-nucleotide exchange factor activity. The transcript has a single exon. Bases 1 to 924 code for a protein of 307 amino acids. The record is from RefSeq and is a predicted model, not a curated record. NCBI's taxonomy places the organism in Eukaryota, Fungi, Ascomycota, Saccharomycetes, Saccharomycetales, Saccharomycetaceae. Gene Ontology annotation, biological process: translational initiation.